GUCUGAGUCAGAGAUGUGACAACGGAAGCAGGGGUCAGAAUGAUGAGCUCAAGAGGCAAGGAAUGUGGGAGGCCUCUGCAGCUAGAAAAGGCAAGGGACAGAUUCUUUCCUAAACCCCUAAAUGCAGUCCUACCAACACCUUGAUUUUAGCCCCUUACAACCUGUUUCAGACUUCUGACCUCCAGAACUGUGAGAGAAUUAAGUUGUGUUGUUGUAAGCCACUAAAUUUGUGGUCAGCCAUAGGAAACUAAUACGCUCCCACACAAAGUCCAGGUGUUGCUGCUGACUUUCUCCAAUUUCAGGACUGUGUCUAUGCCACCAAAUGCACUUCUGAGUGCUCAGCCAUCAGCCACAUACAGACCACAGGUGUGAGCAGGGAUCAAGCGGGCCUCCUGGAGCUUGUGAAGCAAAUGAGAUCUUCCAAAUUGAGAACACCUGCGGCAGGAACCCAGCCUAGUCCUGGAAAAAGUGGUCAGGCUGCCAUUUCACAAACCAGUAAGAACUCGGCUUCCCAAGCUGCUCGCUCCCAAGCAACAACCUUGCCUCUCGUCCCCCUCAUCAGGGACCCCUUCCCAGAACCCUGGCUGGAUGAUGUCACAGACGGGUGACCUCACUGCGGCCAAGGAACCGGGCAUCUCAGUGGCAUGGAAGAGGGGGGAGGAUGUUUCUCUGCCUGCCCACCCCUCCAUGUCUGUGGUGAAAUCGAUCGAAUUAGUGCUGCCCAAGGAUGCGGUCUACCUGGCCGGGUCCUGCAUCAAAGGGCAGGUACUUCUAACCCUGAACAGCACCCUGGUGGACCCCAUCGUGAAGGUGGAGCUCAUGGGAAGGGGUUAUGUGGAGUGGAGCGAAGAAAGCGGGGCCUCCCGCGAUUACAGCAGAGAUGUUAUUUGCAACAAUAAAGCCGACUACGUGCACAAGACCAAGAGGUUCCCAGUGGAGGAUAAUUGGUUAAGUGCAGGCAGCCACACCUUUGAUUUCCAUUUCAACUUACCUCCCAGGCUUCCUUCUACCUUCACCAGCAAAAUUGGCCACGUCUUCUACUUCGUGCAAGCCUCCUGCAUGGGCCGGGAGCACAUUCUAGCGAAGAAGAGAAUGUACUUGUUGGUUCAAGGGACUUCGGACUUCCACAGGAAAAACCCACUGCAGAAUCCCCUGUCCGUGGAGGCUGAGAAGGAGGUCUCCUACAACUGCUGCAGCCGUGGUGCCGUCUGCCUACAGAUCCAGAUGGAAAAGAAUACUUUCACGCCUGGGGAGAGGGUCAUUUUCACCACGGAGAUCAGGAACCAGACCAGCAAAUGCAUCAAGACGGUCAUCUUCGCCCUCUACGCCCACGUGCAGUACAAGGGCUUCACGCCCAAGGCGGGGCAGCGGUUGCGGGUGGACAGCAGCGAGCUGCUCCGGCAGGCGGCCAACACCCAAAUCACACCCUUCAACACUACCAAGAUCGUCAGUACCUUCGGCCUUCCGCAGGUGUUGUCCGUGAGCAGUGACAUGCGAGACAGCGAGAUUAUGAGCACCCAGUAUGAGCUGGUCGGCACCGUCCACCUACCCUGGUCCCUGGCCAGCAUCAAGGCCAAAGUUCCCAUCAUCAUCACCAGCACCCCCCCGGACUCAGACAGAUGCCAGCUGCAGGUGGGGGGAGUGUUACCCGCGAGCGAGGAUUGCCAGAAUUAACUGCCCAAACUUCUAAAUAGUAAAAGCUUUAUGACUCUCCCCGCAGCUUUCUUUGUCUUGCACAGAUGACCUUCGGAAGAGUCUGGGUGUGGGGAACAUCUUACCUGAACCUCCCCAAGUUCUAGUUGUGUCGGCAUCCAUUGCUCCCGUUCCCAAAACAUUCACUGCCAGGAGAGGACAAAGGCGAAUGACAAGCCUUCCAGGACCUCACCCCACUUAGCAUUGCCUGGAUGGGUCUUAUGGUGCUGGAACAAGGCGUCCGCAGCCAGGGGUGGUUCUGUCUUCCAGGGGACACUGGGCGAUGCCUGGGGACAUCUAUGAUUUCAUGACUUGGCGGGAUGCUCCUGGCACCGAGUGGGUGUGGCCACGGAUGUUGUUCAACACCCCAGUGUCCAGGACGGCCCCAAACCAGAGAAUGACCUGGCCCCAAAUGUCAGCAGUGCCAAGGAAGAGAGGCCCUGGGCUGGGGCAACUCAUGGGGAGCACGUGAUUGCUGGGUCCCAGGUCUGGGUCUGUGAGCCUCUUACCCACAUCAACUCCUGCCCCUCCUCCACGCACAGCCCUCCUGGGGCAUCGCCCCUCCCCCCACUCAGGGUAAAAGCCAAAGUGCUCCCGGCAAAGGGCAUGCACAUCUGCCACGUCCAAGCCAUCGGCAAGCCAUCGGGGCUCUUGCUCCUAAAUCUACCCAGAAUUCUCCCAUCCCUCCCAUCCUCUGCCUCCACCUUGCUUCUAUCUAUCCAUCAUCAUCGCUCAUCUGGAACAGUGCAGUCUCUUGCACCUGUGUCUCCAGGCCCCAGCUCCCCCUCCCUGCAAAUCAAGAUCUAGGAAGCCCACUUUAAUUUGAAUUUCAGAGGAACAAUAAAUUUUUUUUUAGCAUAAGUACGUCCCACACCAUCCUUGGUAUAUAUUAUGCUUAAAAAAAAAACUCACUCAUUGUUUAUCUGAUACUCCAAUCAAACUGGGCAUCCUGGGUUUUAUCUGGCAAUCCGAUUCCCCAAGCAACUAGAAGACUCCACACAAAUCGGGUCACCUCACCGUUUGACUUAAAAUCUGUCAGCUCCCCACAACACUGGCCUUGGCCCACAAGGUCCUGCAUGGUCAGGAAUGGAAGAAGGAAUGGACUAGAGUGUUUUCUGGGGCUAAUGACUCUGAAAUAAAUAUCUCUCCAGGCCACCACAGGCAGCACCCGCCUCACCCAGGCCGCAGACAGGAGGCAUAUACACUUGAAUGGCAGCCCCGCCCGCCCGCAGCAUCCCGGAUUCCAGAAGAGGAGGCAGGUAGCUCCAACUGAGCCACUGUUUUAGAUCAAAGAUUUUUUAGGGAGAGUCCAAGCCAAUAGGAUGCCUAGGUUUAUUUAUCUUCUAAUUUUGGGGGAGUGGGGGAGAGAUCCCUCACUUUUAAUCACGUUUUCAGGGCAUCUCCAAAAGAGCUAGUCGGAGUGGGGGUCCUGGCUCCCUGGAGGGGGUCGUGGCUGGGCCAGGGUUUUGCACCCAUGGAGGCCCCUUGACUUGAACUAGUUACUUUACUGGUGGUUGCAAAACAAUGAUUUUUCCAAUCCUCUAGAUUCCUUCUAUAAUUAAUCCUAUAGAAUCCUGAAAUCUGUCCUCAUUAAACACUC
This is a messenger RNA of Rhinolophus ferrumequinum (greater horseshoe bat), 3292 nucleotides long. It is a transcript of the gene ARRDC5, whose product is annotated as arrestin domain containing 5. The record is from RefSeq and is a predicted model, not a curated record. NCBI's taxonomy places the organism in Eukaryota, Metazoa, Chordata, Mammalia, Chiroptera, Rhinolophidae. The transcript has 4 exons. Gene Ontology annotation, cellular component: cytoplasm. Gene Ontology annotation, biological process: protein transport. The coding region runs from base 589 to 1674 and encodes 361 amino acids.